Molecule: messenger RNA, 4488 nt
Organism: Trichoplusia ni (cabbage looper)
Lineage: Eukaryota; Metazoa; Arthropoda; Insecta; Lepidoptera; Noctuidae
Gene: Syx13
Product: syntaxin-12
Exons: 6
Coding region: 257-1087 (276 amino acids)
Biological process (GO): vesicle-mediated transport; vesicle fusion; intracellular protein transport
Cellular component (GO): endomembrane system; membrane; SNARE complex
Molecular function (GO): SNAP receptor activity; SNARE binding
Source: RefSeq, a predicted model, not a curated record
UUAGGAAACCGGUUAUCAACACAAUGUUGCACAAUACUUAGUUAUUUAACAGUCGUAUUAAAUGGCUGUAGUGUUCCAUACCUACAUUUCGGUGCCGAGUAGUAAUCAAUUACUGUGGAUAAAAUUCGUUGUGAAUCAUAAAAGGAACCUAUUUGUUCGCUUCCUUCACCGUAAUAAGUGGUAACUAGUCAAUGAUAUAACCGCAAAAAGGUCUUACGUGUGGUAAAGAAGUACAAAGUGACGUUAAGAUACAACCAUGACAGAGAAAGAACCGAUUAGCGGUUCCAGCAGGGACUACGGAGCCACAGCUUCGGUCCCAAGCGUAGGAUUCGCAGACUUCAGUCCCACCGAGCUGUACAACUUGAGUGAGGGGAUAGCGGACAAUGUGAACACUAUUAACAGUGGCCUCAAGGCUUUAGAGAAAAUGAUGAAACAGAUUGGUGGCCCAAAUGAUAGCGUCCAGUUGAGAGACAAGAUUCACGAUACACAGCAGACAGUAAACGGGUCAGUGUCGGCGACUGCCCGUGACAUCCAGAGACUGGGUGUUGUCGUCCGACGAGGGGAUAAACCCCAGAAGCUCCAAGUCGAGAGGCUCACGCAAGCCUUCAGAGACGCCCUAGCUAAAUACUCUUCAGUGCAAAAGCAAGUGUCAGAAAAGAUGGCAGCUCACAUGCCGCGGCCGGCGCGUGUCAAGAACGACCCAAUGCUGAUGGAACAGCAAGCCAUUGCUGAUGAUGAAGAGGCUACAUUAAUUGCAAACCAACAAGCACAGGCACGUCUAGUUCAGUUCGAGACGAGCAUGUUGCUUGAGAAGGAAGCGUACAUAAACAAGAUAGAAGCCGAUGUUCUAGAUGUUAACCUAAUUAUACAGGAUCUGGCUAAGAUGGUGAAUCAACAGGCGCAGUCUGUUGACACCGUGGAGAGUCAUAUCGAAGCCGCUACGGCGAACGUGGAAGCCGGUGUCGACGAGCUAGCGAAAGCUGCCGAGUACCAGCGCAGGUACCGCCGGAAAAUGACCAUAUUAACCAUUGUAGGAAUCAUAUUCCUCAUCCUGAUGAUCACUUGGAUCGUCAGAUCCUUUAGAUAAAUCCUAUGAUCAGUAUUACCCCAUCUGGUUUAACCCCAAGCGGGGUAACUUCGGUCAACCCCCCUUGAAUAUUGUACCAUCUCUGAAUGUUAGAAUAUGGAAUACGCCCCAGUGAAGGACGCAACGAAUUUAAAUGGAUCUUGAAUGUAAGUAAGAUCACGUACAUAUUGAUGUAUUCAUCAAAACUUAAAUAAUAUUGUAAUUUUGGUGAAUAUGACUUGAAACAAUAAUAAUACCUAAGUAUUUUUCUCUGAAGUAUGGGAUUUUACGGAGGCAUUGCUAGUUUUCUUUUUCUGACAUGGAAUUGAUUUUUAUUCUGUCAAAUAAAAAUACUAUAGCGGAGAUAAGAUAUGGGUGGCUUUUUGUUGAGGGCUCAUUCUUUUAAAAUAAUGGGGUAAAUUUUAUGAACCCCGUUACUAUAGAUCCCAAAAAACCCACAUUGAAUAUGUUCAUUUAACAUAAUUAAAAACUCUAGAAGUGAUAUAAAUGUAUAGAUAAAUACAGUAUUCUUAAAAAUCUUUAUUCGUUGUAAUAAGUGUUGGUGUUUUAGUAAUGAAUUAAUUGUAUUCAUGGCAACACUAUCCAUUUCUUGCCAUAACAAAACUUGAAACUGUAAGGAUUAUAAUGAUGUAUUUUUAAAACUUAAAACCAGAAAUAUUACCCCUCGCUUAGAAGGGGUAAGGACGCACAAACAAUAUUGAUUAUGGACUAACUUUUACCACACAAUUACGUGAAUUCCGUUUGGCAACAAAAACCUUCAUAUGCCAAAAACUUUGUCGUUAUUAUAAUUAAUUAUCUACGAGUACCUAAAAUUAACCAUGUAAUAUAACAUUUAAAUAUUCUAAAUUAGCACUAUAUUUAAUAUUGUGCUUGAGAGACACAUAAUUAUACAUCAUAAAGUUUAUUAGAAUUAAAUCUGCCAAUUUUUGUCAAGAUAUUUUAAAAUUACUAUCUCAUCACAUAAAUACAAACUUGUGUCAUUUUCACAAUUAUUUCAAGGCACUAAGAACCUUCCUUUUAUAAUUAUUUUCACCCAAAACACCCUCUUACUUUAUCUUUUUAUGAUUAAUUUUCGUUUCAUCUUUCAUCCAAACAAUAGCAGGUUUGCCGUUUCUAUACUGUCCUUCAAAUGGUUUAUCGUAUAAAGCUUUUCUUUAUCCGGCAAUUCUAAGUCUCAUGAUCUUGAUAAUUUCUCUCUAGAGCUACGUUCUUCCUGUUCCUUAAACUCCACAUCCCACACUUUUUUGUUCCGUUUCGUCUUUUAAAUAUGUCAACAAAUGUCUCUUUCCACUAUUUCUUACUAUACACUCCGACUUCAAAUCUCGUUGUUCCCUUUUUUAAUUUUAUUUUUGUCUUAAUCUAUUCGUAACUACUCGAUUCCUAUAAAACAAAAUGAAAUAUACUUUUAGUAUUGAUACUCAAUUUCAGAUUGCAAUUUAAAUAUACACUCAGGUCGUUCAACGUUAUGCGCUGACAAAUACUGGCAGCUAUCGGACGUUUCUUUUACCGGCUAUGCCUCAGGUUUUUGGCAAGCCAAUCAACACAAUAAUUGGUUAUUCACUCCAGAUAAUGAAAAACGAUACAUAGGCAAAGUGAUAGUGUUUUAACAACACUCUGUCAAUAAUAAGCCUUGCGCUGUCAAUAUGCAAAAAGGCCUACAUUUCAAAGUAUUAUUGUACGUUCAUCACACCCGCAACAAAAAACAAUACCAUAGUCUCAACACAAAAAUUACACAUUUUUUCUAUCAGUCUAUGGUACCUUGUUCUACUUUUAUAUUAGCAUUAUGAUAAAAUGCUAAAAAAACUCGAUUAUUCAUGAAUAUAUCUACGGGUUCAUUUUAAAUAUAUUUAUAACCGCUGUGUAUAAGGCCUUGUAAUUUAGAGAAUUAUAAUUGUGUUAUUUAUGUAUUAAUCGUAGUUAGGUAUUUGUAGUCGUUAUAAAUAAUCAAUUUCUGUCAAUCUCAUAUGAAUUUGCGAACAUUCCAAAGAUAUUACAGAGUAAAUUCAAAGUUUAUUGAAUCUGUCAUGGCUUUUGCACAUAGACAAUACCUUGGAAAUAGAUUUUAUAAAUGUGACACCAAUUUAAAAGUAAUCGUUUUCAUAAGACAUCAAAACAUUUUUUUACCUAUCGACUUGUUUCAUAAUAUUUGUAAAAUAAAAUGCUUCGGGUUCGGAAAUAUUAAGCUAACCGAUGCAUGAGUAAAACUUACAAAAAAAAUACGUUGAAAAAUAUAUAAUCCCCUGACUUCUAAAAAUACUGCAAUGUUAGAUUUUGUAUCUUCGUUCUUUGUAUUAAUUUGUAAGAUUGAAAUUAACAGAUCUAACCAAAUGUUAGCCUACAUUGCUUGAUUUUUAUAAGUAAGAGUCACGCCGACAAAAUUUCUGUAAAACAUUGACUUAUUAAAUCUAAAUAAACAACAAACUCUAUUGACAUUGACAUAAAGUUGAAAAUUGUUUUUAAUAUUCCGGCAGGUCUGUAUUCUGUAUCAAAAUUCAACUUUAUGUUAAUGAAAAUAGAGUCGCUUCUACAGUGUUGUGACAUUUCUACACGAUCUACGCUGACUCAUAAGGGGAGAAUCUCAUGCAUAUAAUAAUAAUUAUAAUAAGUCGGUCGAGAGGCCCCUGUAUAAAGAAAAUAAUUUAUAUAUGUAUAGUUAUGUACCAAUAUUGAUUAUCUCUAUUUUAGUAGGCAAAUGGCUGUUUUAAUCUCGUAAUGCACUGUAUAGAUUCAUUGUCAUUGUUUUAUAUCUGUUUUUAAAAGCAUUGGAUAUUUUUAUUUAUUUCAAUCAUGUUUUUUUUAUUUUAAUAUCUUUAUAAGACAAGGAUGAUGCUUUUACAUUAUUUUAACAUUAUAAAAAGCCAGUGGCGGCCUUAGGGGGUGGCGAACGGGGCAAUCGCCCGGGACCUCGCUCUUGCAGGGGCCUCGUACCCCUAACAUUUUUGAACUAUAUUUAUUAUUAUUAUGUUAUAAUUUAAAAUAAAGUUAGUUAACGAAUUCAUAACAUAAAGCUCGAUUGAUUUUUCUCGAAGUUCGAUUUCCUACGGGGAGUAGCAAGUACGCAGAUCAUUUUGUUAAGACCUUCCGCCCGGAGCCUCGCAAUGGGUAAGGCCGCCGCUGUAAAAAGACACAUACUUAUAUGUUUUGAAUAUCAUAAAUCAAUGCCAAGAUAAGACAAUAUUAUUCAUAAAGUAAAUUGAAAAGUAGGCACCAGUCCAGCGGUCAGUUUUGUUUUGUAUUCGAAUGUUGGACCGCCAAACAAAGUAUAAUACUCACCAAAUUUUGUUAAUGCGCCCUCUGUUUAUAAAUUGGGUAAUCUAAUGCUUUUAAUAGCAGAUACUUAUCAUUAACGUAUAUUUUGUUGAAUAUUGUAAAACAUAUUUAUAAUAAAUUUUUGUCAAAAA